GGGACAACAUAGUGACUUACGUACUAUUUCUUAACCUUUCGUGUUAGGUUUUCUUGUGCCACCUAUUUUCGAGGUUAUCAAACAUCAACUAUGGACGAGUUUCAGAUAGUGAAAUCACGAAAAACAAAUAAAAAGAAGACGGUUGUUGCUAAUGUAGAGCGAAUUCUGAAAACAGUUUAUGAUAUUCGAUGGGAACUUAAGUCUACAAGUAUUUUCACAGAGCUGAAUGAGUGCUUAUUGCCAUAUUUAGAAGCCAGUUGUGGGUCUGGCAGACAUGUUGACAUGGUGUGUUACGGCCUGGGUAGCUUUGUGGAGGCUCACAUUGCUCGCUACCAGCUGGCCUUGAUGACGGCUCUCAGAGAUAAGUUUCAGAGCAAAGUGCCAUUCAGGAAUUGUGAAGUGUAUGAUCCGAUAUUUAUCACUGAAGAACGCACCCUGCUUCAAGAGCUUGGCUUCACUGUUCUGAUGACAAAUGAGGAGGGUAAGAGAAUGUGUAGGCCUGACGCGAUGACAGUUUUCUACCUGCCUCAUUGUGGUAAGGCCCUAUACAACAACUUGCUGUGGGCCAACUGGGGCCCGGGCCUGCAGCACAUCAUUGUCAUAGGCAACAGCUUCACAGCCAUGACAGAGAGGACUCCAUUUCGUAUUCUACAAUCAACUGCCAAAUAUGUAGCCAAUAUACAGCCAUACACAAAGGAGCAACCCCUGACCAUACCUGACCAGUUCUCUGAUGUAUUCAAUGACACAAGUGUUCAUUCUUUCCCCACCAACUUACUUGACACUGUGCGAGAUGCAUUAUGGGAUGACAAUGCUGAACCGGUCUACACAGAACAAGAUGCAGAAAUUAUUUUUAAAGCACAAUAGUACAUGAUAUCACAUUUCAAUGAAAUAAAGGUCCAAACUUGA
Dreissena polymorpha is the source of this 906-nucleotide messenger RNA. Its product is annotated as SRR1-like protein. Gene Ontology annotation, biological process: microtubule-based process. The coding region runs from base 91 to 864 and encodes 257 amino acids. The record is from RefSeq and is a predicted model, not a curated record. The transcript is spliced from 8 exons. Lineage: Eukaryota; Metazoa; Mollusca; Bivalvia; Myida; Dreissenidae. Gene Ontology annotation, cellular component: cytoplasm; nucleus.